Hydatigera taeniaeformis is the source of this 1410-nucleotide messenger RNA. The record is from the annotation of a GenBank genome assembly. Lineage: Eukaryota; Metazoa; Platyhelminthes; Cestoda; Cyclophyllidea; Taeniidae.
AUGACAUACGUGUUAUGUCCUGCAACUCCUACCGCUCUUCGAUUUAUAACUGACUUGAAUGGGUGUGAAUUGUGUCACAGUAUCAAAUACCUGGGUCAACAGGGAACUUAUACAACAUUAUCCGGACUUCGGAUUGUUUACGUUAGCGUCAGUCCAAGUGUUGAAGCAGAUUCAGACACGUGGGUCACAGAAUUCCCAUCUCUUGAGGCAGAUCCAUCUUUCUGUGGGGUUGAUCUGCUUCUCACAUGCCAGUGGCCCACGUACAUAGUUCCGUCAAAUGACCCGCUUUCUUCCAAAGUGGCUGAUCAAACCUCUCUAUGUGUUGCUCAUAUUGCGAAAUCCGUUACACCGCGGUACCACUUUGUUGCCACAAAUGGUGUAUUCUACGAACGCAAGCCCUAUAGAAAUCACCGAGUUCUUCAGGAAAAGGAAAAACUCGUUACUCGAUUUAUUGCUCUAGCUAAGGUUGGGAACAAGGGAAAUGCAAAGUAUUUAUAUGCUCUGAAAGUCAAACCGGUUGAUAAAAUGUCCCAGAUCGAACUCUGUGCACAACCUCCAGAUGUGACGGAUAAUCCGUAUUUUGAUACGCUUGAUAGAAUCACGCUGCCGAAACCCAAAGAGAUGGAAGUUCAAACUGAGCAGUAUUUCUAUGCCACUGGUAAAAAGCGGGUCAUGGAUGGUGAUGGCAACCGAAAACGCACAAAUUGGAAGCUGAAGAAGUAUGACAAUCCUCGUUCCACCGAAACCACCCCAAAAGUUCACGACGCUUGUUGGUUUUGUCUGGGCAAUCCUCAAGUGGCGAAGCAUCUCCUCGUCACUAUAGCAACCCAUGCCUAUCUGGCCUUGCCUCGCGGACCCCUAGUCAAGGACCAUGUGCUCAUUUUGACAGUGGGGCACCAUCAGAGUUGGUUGACCUGCUCGGAGGCUGUGCAGGCCGACAUCGAGGCCUACAAGCAAAGUCUGCGAGCAAUGUUCAAGGAGGAGGGCAAGGUGAUGGUCACCUUUGAGCGCAACUACAAGACCCACCACUAUCAGCUUCAAGUGGUGCCGGUGCCUUUUGCCGUGGCAGGGGAAGUGAAGAAAGCUUUCCUCGAAAUGUCUGAGAGUCUGGCCAAUUCGCCUUGCAAACUGGAACCUCUGCCCAGGUCGUCGUCAAUCAGUGACUUCUGCAAGCCGGGCAUCCCUUACUUCUACGUUGAGCUCCCGACUGGAGAAAAACUGUUUAACAAGAUUGAGAGGGAUCGAGUCUCUUCGUCGGACGUCAAUUUUGGCCGCGCCGUGUUGGCCUCCGAGGCCAUUUUGAAUUGCCCUGAACGAGUGAACUGGCGGGAGUGCACAGAGAGCGAAGAGGUGGAGACUCAACUGGCUACCGAGAUGCGCAAAAAAUUUGCCUCCUUCGACUUUGCCUGA